Paramecium primaurelia is the source of this 201-nucleotide messenger RNA. Lineage: Eukaryota; Ciliophora; Oligohymenophorea; Peniculida; Parameciidae. The record is from the annotation of a GenBank genome assembly.
AUGUAUAACAAUUUGACAGUUCAGUUAGUUGGUCGAUUAAGUCCUAAAACAAAAAUUAAUCUAGAAUAACAAAAUUAACAUAAACUUUCAAAUAAAAUGUUAGCUAAACACAUUAAUCCUGAAAUAGCACUUGUCCCAAUGCUUGAUGACAUCAUACCAUGUAGUAUCAGAAUAAAUAUCAGUUAGUGAAAUUUUGAAUUA